Molecule: messenger RNA, 1875 nt
Organism: Stylophora pistillata
Lineage: Eukaryota; Metazoa; Cnidaria; Anthozoa; Scleractinia; Pocilloporidae
Product: peptidase M20 domain-containing protein 2
Molecular function (GO): dipeptidase activity
Source: RefSeq, a predicted model, not a curated record
AUGGCGGCGGUGGCGGCUUUGAGGAAUUUAAAAGAUGUGGCCCUUCGUACAAUAGACAACUUGGCGUCUGAACUUUAUGAACUGAACCAAAAGAUUUGGAAAAAGCCAGAACUUUGUUACCAAGAAAAUUAUGCUCAUGAAGUGUUAACUAAAUUCUUAAAUGAUAAAGGAUUCGAGGUGACACCCCAUCAUACCCUGGAUACCGCAUUCCGAGCAGUCAGUGGUCGCUGUACCAGACGAAUUGUAAGCUUUAUUUGUGAGUAUGAUGCAUUACCCGGUAUAGGACAUGCUUGUGGACAUAACCUGAUCGCUGAGGUUGGAGUGGGUGCCGCCCUGGGUGUGAAGGCAGCACUUGAUGUAGUCAAGCAAGACCUGGGGAAAGUUGUAGUUCUUGGAACUCCAGCAGAAGAAGGUGGCGGAGGCAAAAUUAAAAUGAUUGAAAAUGGUUGCUUUGAGGAGGUGGAUUUUUGUUUGAUGGCUCAUCCUAAAUCUUUUAGCUGUAUUUAUCCAACAUGCUUGGCAAUGCAAGCUGUUCAGGUCACAUAUCAUGGAGUAUCUUCCCAUGCAAGUGCUUUCCCUUGGGAGGGUGUUAAUGCAUUGGAUGCUGCCAUCAUGGCUUACAAUGCUGUCAGUGUGUUGCGGCAGCAGCUCAAACCAACAUGGCGUCUGCAUGGUGUCAUCACAGAUGGGGGAAGUAAGCCAAACAUUAUUCCUGAAAAGGCUUCAUUAGCAUAUUAUGUGAGAGCUCCCACUGAGGAAGAAUUAAUGGAUUUACGUAGCAAAGCACAUAGAUGUUUUGAGGCUGCUUCUCAAGCCACUGGUUGUACAGUGGACAUUCACUGGGAUUCUAUGUUCUAUUCCAACAUGGCAACUAAUGAACACCUUGCAGAGCUUUAUGGAGAGAAUGCACAGGACUUUGGCCUAACAUUUCCACCACGUGAAGAACAAGCAAAGGCAUCAUUUGGUUCCACAGACAUGGGAAAUGUGUCACAUGUUAAACCUUCCAUUCAUCCAUACUUUGACAUUGAAACAUCUGCUGCAAAUCACACUCAUGAGUUUACUGCAGCAUCAGGGAGGACAGAAGCUCAUGACAGGGCAGUUAUUCAAGCUAAAGUCAUGGCCAUGACAGCAUUAGAUGUACUGUGUAAUGAUCAGGCCUGGAAAGCAAUUGUAGCAGAUUUUGAGAAAGUUCAUGGAAGGAUGAAACCACGGCUGACGUGAACUGUAAUGGUUGAACACUUAAGAAUCUUUACACUCGUAUGUAUUUAGCUCAGGGAAUCAUGUCAGCCCAAUCAUAAGUGAGUGCAGCUGUCACGAUUGAGAGGAGUGGCAAAAAAAACUUCAAAAUUAGAAUUGAGUACAUGCAUUCAUGCAUAGAAAGAAUCAAAAGUUUAUCAUGAAAUUUGAAUAGAAUGAAAUGUAUACGUUGGAUCUAGAAACAGAAUACAAUACUGUGAAUAAUAGGAAUAUCAUCGUAGGCAUAACCCAUCUGAGGAACUGCACAGCCGUUAUAAUAGAGAAAACUGUUGACAAUUUUAGGUCUUAAGUUUUGUGUACAUUUUGUGGACCAACUAGGAAAACUGACAGAUUACAUUGGUAUUUGAACAAAGCAGAUAAAUUUCUAAAGAAACUGUGAUGCUGCGUCGGUAGGAGAGCAUAAUAAGGUUAUAUUGAUUUAUCAACUGAGUUGGUAAUGUAAAUUGGCCAUCGAGCAUUCAGCCCUUUGUCAAAGCAACUUAAGUAUUUGAUUUGUUACUUUUUUUGGACCUGACUUUGUAUAUCUCACACUAGCAUUGCAACGAUGUUAAACUAACUGACCACUGAAUAGAAACUUCCCAUAAAUUAUUCAGUCACAUUGAAUAAAGAGAAAAAUGA